Messenger RNA from Sitophilus oryzae (rice weevil), 2648 nucleotides. RefSeq lists its product as uncharacterized. NCBI's taxonomy places the organism in Eukaryota, Metazoa, Arthropoda, Insecta, Coleoptera, Curculionidae. The transcript is spliced from 6 exons. Bases 469 to 1914 code for a protein of 481 amino acids. The record is from RefSeq and is a predicted model, not a curated record.
AAGAAGUGGAGGAGAACCAAGAAUGGUACACACGAGGUACGCGCGUACAUUACAAUCGCGAGCGCGGUACAGAGCAAACGAAAUUAUAGUGUGCACCGAGCUACAACCGGUCUUUUAAAUGGCUUUUUAAUUUGCCGUGCCGGCGUUACGGGAGCUUAAAUUCGAGUAAAUACGCUCGUUACGCGUGUAAAAGCCGGUAAAGUUUAUCAGUUUCAAGCAAUUUCGUGAACAGUGAACGGUUUGUGAAGGGAUUCAGAGAUUGGAUUCGUUAUCACUCAAGAAAAUUAUAGAGUUUAAAUCAACCAUAAAAAGUGCUCACAUCAGUGAAAUUAAAGUUCAAAAAUGAUUAGAUAGCAUUUUUACAAAGCCUAUGUUACGCGCCAUCUAAAACAAUUCUUGCUGGCCAAAAAUAGACUUGCUCUAGAGAAAUGAAUUUCGAUAUUUGAAAAUCACCGAGGAGAUUCGAACAUGAAGUCAAAUCAGUCAUGGAUUUUACUUGAAAUAUGGUUAAUGCCCCUAGUCUACGCCGCUGUGAUACCACCGCCAUGGGCUAAUCCGGACCUGAAUCCAUGUGCCCGACAAUCUAGAGGGUGGCAAGUUUUGUUUUGGCCACCGGAUAAGAAAUGUUACAAAAUAUUUAAGGUUGGAUAUCCUUGUCCUGAUGGUAUGGAACUCAGUCCAGCGACAAGCAGAAACGGCAAAGAAUUGUAUGCUGAGUGUAGGUGCCCUCCAGGACAAGCAUUCUCCAUAGAAGAAGGAAAGUGCUUUCAGCUUUUCACCCCUGGACCGUGCCAGCAGGGAUCUUAUUUCGGAUCAGAUGGUGAAUAUAAAAAUAACGUAACUACAUCAAUACAGAGGUUAGGUUCCUGUAAACAAAUAGCCACAUGUCCUGACGUUCACUCGAUCUUCUGGAUCAAAGACGGCAAAUGUUACCAAAAACUGACCAAAGGACCUUGCGCAAAAGGCCAACUGCUCACAAUGACAACUGGCAACAAACUCCCUGUCUGCGCAUGUGACAAAAGGAAAGAAUUGAGGCAAUUCAGGGCCAGAGACGGCAGAUGCUAUCAGCAUUUUACCAGAGGUCCUUGCAAAGAAAAAGGAACGCUGUUUUUGCCAGAUGGGACAUGCGGAUGUCACUCGUUUUUGCCUCAUUAUCAUAAACAAACAGACAAGUGCUUUGAAUUAGGCACUGUAGGACCUUGUUCAAAAGGCGAAAUCUUCACCGUCCUGCCUCAAACAAACAACGGAGGAUGCAUGUGUAAACCUGGCAACAUCCGAUACCUAGACAAUCCUUUCUGCCACCGUCCUUUUACAAGAGGACCCUGCAAAGCAAGUCACAUUCUUUUCAACCAAACUCACUGUCUACCACAACCCUGUGAAAAGGGAGAACUAUACUACCCCGAUGAAGACUCCUGCUUUAAAAUAGGUUCUAGAGGUCCCUGCCCAGCAGGAAGAAUCAUAUCGUUCGAUUUCGACACUAGGCCUUCCAUUGACGGUGUUUCGUACAACGGAGUAUGCAUGUGUGAGACAAAAAAUUGUAUAGAUGAAAACGCAGUAAAUAUAAGUGAUGAUAAAGAACAAGAGAUUGGCAAGGAAGAAGAGCGGAUGACUAAAAAAUCGAGAAAUAAAGACAUUUCAGAAGAAAAUGUUAAAUGUGAUAGCGACCGAGGUCAAAUUCGCUAUAAAAGUGGAUGUUUUAAAAUAUAUAGUCAUGAUCCGUGCGAGGAAGGUGCUUGGUUAGUUCCUACGAAAAGAAAAGAAGAUGAAGAUUUUGUAGGGAUAUGUGAGUGUACUCCUGGGCAUGUUAAAAAAGAAAAAAUUGUAGAAAAUAGACUAGAGUCCGAAUGUUUGUCCCAAACCUCCAUAUUGGCGGACUACCUCAAAAUGAAUUUUACUGUUAGUCAAAGGAUGUAAAAUUGUAUAGAAUGUUCAGCCAUCGUUCAACGUUACGUCAUAUAUUGUCAAACUUACUCAAUCACUUGACAACCAGAUGAAAGAGAUUGGUGACGUUAUUACGGCAUUCCGUUAAUUACUGCAUCUUCUUUUUGGUGUUAUAAUUUUAUUGACGGACAUUGGUAAAUGUCAAAAUUAAAAAUUGUUUAUCGUUGUGAAACAAAAUUCAAUUUUUUUAUUGCAAAAAUGCCUCAAAUAUUUAACUAAAAUGAAUAAGAGCUCUUUGCUAAGCUUAUAAAUUAUUUUUCUCCAGUAAUAGAAGCUGGUAGAACACUCUUGCCCGUGGACGCCGUAUAUGAAGUCGAAUGCAAAGAUCUAAUGUAAAAUAUAAAUUUAUAGCUUUUUUUAAUAAUAUAGCGAGUUGCUGAUGCUUUAGAAAUAAGAAUUUCAACAGUCCAAAGGAUUCGAACUAAAGGGAUCUUAACUGAUGAAGAGUUCAAGAAAAAAUUAAUAAAAUAUAAUAAUAUUAAAUAAAAAAUAUAUAAUAAAAUAAAAGUAAUAUAUGAACGUACUUAAACUUUCUAAACAAUAUGAAAUGAUCUCAGACACCCCUAAAAUUCAUAUUUGACAAACAAUAAUGACGUAACGUUGAACGAUAGCUGGCCAGCCUUUAUAUUUGUGUUCAAAACUGUGAUUUAUAUUUGCAAAGCAGCAACUUGGUUUGCAAACAAAAAAAAAGCCAUAAAAAUAAAAUU